This is a messenger RNA of Condylostylus longicornis, 594 nucleotides long. Its product is annotated as ras-related protein Rac1-like. Gene Ontology annotation, molecular function: protein kinase binding; GTP binding; GTPase activity. The transcript has a single exon. Gene Ontology annotation, biological process: cortical cytoskeleton organization; establishment or maintenance of cell polarity; motor neuron axon guidance. The coding region runs from base 13 to 594 and encodes 193 amino acids. The record is from RefSeq and is a predicted model, not a curated record. NCBI's taxonomy places the organism in Eukaryota, Metazoa, Arthropoda, Insecta, Diptera, Dolichopodidae. Gene Ontology annotation, cellular component: cytoplasmic vesicle; plasma membrane; cell cortex.
AAAAAUAUAAAAAUGCAAUUUAUAAAAUGUGUUGUAGUUGGUGAUGGUGCUGUUGGAAAAACAUGCCUAUUAAUUAGUUAUACAACAAAUUCAUUUCCUGGUGAAUAUAUACCAACUGUAUUUGACAAUUAUUCUACAAAUGUUAUGGUUGAUGGUAAGCCAAUUAGUCUUGGCUUAUGGGAUACAGCUGGUCAAGAGGAUUACGAUCGUUUAAGACCAUUAUCAUAUCCACAAACCGAUGUAUUUUUAAUAUGCUUUUCAUUAGAUAAUCCAGCUUCAUUUGAAAAUGUAAGAGCGAAAUGGUUUCCAGAAAUACGUCAUCAUAAACCGAAUACACCAAUUAUAUUAGUUGGUACAAAAUUAGAUUUGAGAGAUAAUAAAGAUGUUAUAGAAAAAUUACGUGUAAAAAAAUUAUCUCCAGUAGCUUAUCCACAAGGUUUGGGAAUGGCAAAAGAUAUCGGUGCUGUUAAAUAUUUAGAAUGUUCAGCUUUAACACAAAAAGGUCUUAAAACAGUUUUUGAUGAGGCGAUCAGAUCAGUUUUAUGUCCUACAAUGAAUAAGAAAACUAAAAAAAAUAAAUGCACUUUAUUUUAA